Molecule: messenger RNA, 393 nt
Organism: Clarias gariepinus (North African catfish)
Lineage: Eukaryota; Metazoa; Chordata; Actinopteri; Siluriformes; Clariidae
Gene: rpl38
Product: ribosomal protein L38
Exons: 5
Coding region: 133-345 (70 amino acids)
Biological process (GO): protein-RNA complex assembly; translation
Cellular component (GO): ribosome; cytosolic large ribosomal subunit
Molecular function (GO): structural constituent of ribosome
Source: RefSeq, a predicted model, not a curated record
GUUCACAGGCUGUGUGAGUAUUAGCGCUGAACAUGUCUGAGAUCAUCUGUACAAAUCUAAAAUAAUCCUCCCGUGUGUUUAUAAUUACACGAAAUUCUGACAGUUAUUAAGUGUUUAGGAUCCGCCGGGAAAAUGCCGCGCAAAAUCGAAGAGAUUAAAGAUUUCCUGCUGACGGCCAGGAGGAAGGACGCCAAGUCUGUUAAGAUCAAGAAGAACAAGGACAAUGUGAAGUUUAAGGUGCGCUGCAGUAGGUACCUGUACACGCUCGUCAUCACAGACAAGGAGAAGGCUGAGAAGCUCAAACAGUCUCUGCCACCUGGUCUGGCUGUGAAGGAGCUGAAGUAAACACUUCACUUGUACAAAAAAAUAAAUAAUAAAAAUUUGUAAAAUCAA